Molecule: messenger RNA, 2232 nt
Organism: Colossoma macropomum (tambaqui)
Lineage: Eukaryota; Metazoa; Chordata; Actinopteri; Characiformes; Serrasalmidae
Gene: rac1b
Product: Rac family small GTPase 1b
Exons: 6
Coding region: 311-889 (192 amino acids)
Biological process (GO): actin filament organization; cortical cytoskeleton organization; small GTPase-mediated signal transduction
Cellular component (GO): cytoplasmic vesicle; dendritic spine; cytoskeleton
Molecular function (GO): protein kinase binding; GTP binding; GTPase activity
Source: RefSeq, a predicted model, not a curated record
GCCGGAAAGGGGCUUGUACGGUUAUGAGGGUGCUGCUUUCUUGGGUGGAGGCUACAAACUUUUCUCUGUUACUUCGCUGAAUCCGGACAGCAGGAGGCUGGAAUGUGAUAAGGGAAUAUAAACUUUACUUGAAAAUUUAAUUAGUGUGCGGUUUCAAACGAGCUCGGCUCGUAGAGGAGUUUGAGUUUUGUGAAACACUGCGGCGAAGUUGUUUGGACACUUAUUAGCACAUUAGCUAACAACUAGUUAGCUGGUUAGCUCGUAAAGCCACGCAGGGGAAGCGAGAAACGCCUCAGGAUAUCCCGGACCAAUGCAGGCCAUAAAGUGCGUCGUUGUCGGCGACGGGGCUGUUGGUAAAACAUGCCUGCUGAUCAGCUAUACCACCAAUGCAUUCCCUGGAGAGUAUAUCCCUACAGUAUUUGAUAAUUACUCUGCAAAUGUGAUGGUGGAUGGUAAACCAGUCAACCUGGGUCUAUGGGAUACAGCAGGACAGGAAGAUUAUGACAGGCUCCGCCCUCUUUCCUACCCACAGACAGAUGUCUUUCUCAUCUGCUUCUCCCUUGUGAGUCCUGCCUCAUUUGAAAACGUCCGUGCAAAGUGGUACCCUGAAGUAAGACACCAUUGUCCUAACACUCCAAUAAUUCUGGUGGGAACCAAGCUUGAUCUGAGAGAUGACAAGGACACUAUUGAGAAGCUCAAGGAGAAGAAGCUCACUCCUAUCACCUACCCUCAGGGCCUGGCUAUGGCUAAAGAGAUUGGAGCUGUCAAGUAUCUGGAAUGCUCGGCUCUGACACAGCGCGGCCUUAAGACAGUGUUUGAUGAGGCCAUCAGAGCCGUCCUCUGCCCUCCCCCUGUCAAGAACAGAAGGAGGAAGUGCUCCCUGCUGUAGACGCACAGCGAGGCCUGUCAUCUGAGCUGUGUUUUGUGGAAGAGGAAUGAAAUGGCGUGUUUGUUCAGAGCUCCCUCUCCUUUGUGACUACCAGUACAAGUUUUUAUCUUCACAAAACUGAUAAUAAUCUCUAGAUGUAGGAAUGAGAGAUUGACCUCGAAUCCAUCUUCCCGUAGACAGACAUAUGCACAUACCGAAUAUUAGAAUUCCUGCGGCCUUUGAACACAGAUUUUUAACAUUUUGAGAAGUUUUCUUAUACUUGGUUCACUUCUUUUAAAAGCCCAUGUGGUUUGUUUACAGUCUUUGUUGGAAUGGAAUGAAGGUCUUGCCAAAUAGCACUACAGUACUGAGAACUUGCAUUGCAAACACUACAUCUGUUGCAUUUCCUUCUGACUUGAAAAAUGUUUGAACAAUAACCAGUGGAUAGAUAGGCAAGAUAGGAUAACCUGUGUUUUAGUAAUGUUCUUUAAAUGUUAGUCAAUGUAGUUGCCAUCUAAAAAAAAAAAAUCUGGUUGUGGUAUUGGAAGGAGGUCAUCACUGGCAAUGUAUUUGUAUUACUCCAUGAUCAUAAGUUUCUAACACUAUUGUUGUCUGACUUCAUACUGUAAAAUAUUUUAGACCUGAAGGACCUGCAAACAUAGCUUCAGUGUUGUUUUAAUGCUUCAGAUGAAGCACACAUAUACCUCCCAAUUAGGCUACAGCAUGUUUCUAAUUGUUGGGUCCAAGCUAAUCCUCUCCAGUACCUACAACCCAGCCUAUAUACCUUCUCUGACUACAUAGAAACAAACUGCAGUCUGAAAGAUUGUAUGCUAUAGUGUGGGACUUGAUGCAUGUAGGGCUACCAGCAUCCUUUAUUGGUUUUGAGGCAUUUAUAAUAAUCCUUAAAUACAGUUGUAAAAAUAUUUUAAAAGGUAUUGUUAAUGGCACAUUUUAGCUUUUUUUUUUUAAUAUUUGGAAGUGUCCGAAAAUGAAAAGGCAAGACUACUGUGGAAACGUAUGCUACAUGACAGAUUUAUGUGAAGUCGCUUUCUUUUCUUUUAGACAUCUUACUCCCACCACAGUUAAUCAUUUUCUAAUUAAAAUUUUUACUUUGUACUCUAACAUUUAACUGUCAUAUCUGCAUAGUAAUUGCUUUUCUAAGAGCAUGAAAAUGUCAUGUAGUGUGACAUUUUAAGGCUUGUUUUGAACCACUGUCCCAAAUUCCAAGUAUAGAAAUGUGCAUUUGCCAUUGUAUAAGUUUUGUCUGCACAGUUAUAGCCAAUGCUGUAACCCUGUUGUUAGGGCUAAUCCUAAUCACUUGUUAUACAAACAUGGUAACAGAAAUAAAUCAUAAUUAAAUGUGA